AGACGGAAUUGUUGCGCCAGCUUUUGGCGCGAAGGUCACCGCCAAGCUCGCAAUGAUAUCCGCACUCGGUGGCGUAAGGGCGGCAUCAGAUUCCUCGUUGUAGUAUGGUUUGCUGGCCUCUGCCUCAGCAUCGCUAUUCUUUCUCAGCUUGGCACGUCCACUCGCUCGAUACCUAGUACCAAUUUUCUAGCUUGCCAGCCCGAUGGAGCAUUUGAUCUUUACCCCGAGUCGUUUCAAUACUGGUCUGGGUCGGGGUUUUUUCAGAUCACGCUCGGCCACGGCAAUCUGUCUUUCACCCAGGCUAAAGUCAUUGAUAUUGUUUGGGAUGUUGUUUGCGGGCGUGGUGGUCAAGCUCUUAUUGCAGUCACAUCGUGGAAGGUGUUUGCCAAGUAUGUGACAGUCUCUAUGGAAGUUAUGCCCGUUACAUUCAACACCUAUCGGACAGUAUUCCUACAAAAUGAUUCACAUGUGGUCGCUGUCCCACGCUUAGCUCGAGAUUUCACACUCCGCCGUGGGUUGCGCUCGAAGAUUGCAAUGGUGUUCAUGAUUGCUACGAUGAUCUUCAUCUGGAGCUUCCCAAGCUUUGCUGGUGCUAUGACUGGUUAUAGCGCGAACGUUAAGUCGUACGUGCUGGAUGAGAGCGACAAUUACAUUCCUUUCGACGGCUUCCGCCCUGUAUUAUACGUUAUUCACGACGGGUGGAGAAUCGGC
Lindgomyces ingoldianus is the source of this 711-nucleotide messenger RNA. RefSeq lists its product as uncharacterized. NCBI's taxonomy places the organism in Eukaryota, Fungi, Ascomycota, Dothideomycetes, Pleosporales, Lindgomycetaceae. The transcript has 2 exons. The annotation marks the transcript as partial. The record is from RefSeq and is a predicted model, not a curated record.